Centropristis striata (black sea bass) is the source of this 2292-nucleotide messenger RNA. RefSeq lists its product as uncharacterized. NCBI's taxonomy places the organism in Eukaryota, Metazoa, Chordata, Actinopteri, Perciformes, Serranidae. Gene Ontology annotation, biological process: biosynthetic process. Gene Ontology annotation, molecular function: strictosidine synthase activity. Bases 18 to 1169 code for a protein of 383 amino acids. The record is from RefSeq and is a predicted model, not a curated record. The transcript has 9 exons.
CUGACUGAAACUCAACAAUGUUUGGCAGGAGAUCUUUGUUAGCGGCUCUGCUCGCUGUGGCUGUUGGUGUUUACCUGCUGCCUUCUCCCAUCGACCCCAAACCACAUGUGCUGCGGGGCCCUCCUCCGGCCCUCGAGGGGCCGCUGGCUGUCAACACCCGGCUGCAGAAAGGCCGCAGGCUGUUUACUGGGAAACUACACGGACCAGAAUCCUUCACUGCAGAUCAGGAAGGUAACGUGUACACGGGGACCGUGGACGGGAAGCUGUGGCGGAUCGGUCCUGAUGACAGCCUGACCCUCGUCACACAGAUGGGACAGGAUCUACCAGAAUGUGGCAGCAGUACAGACUAUGAGCUGGUGUGUGGUCGUCCUCACGGUGUUCGUCUGGAUCGUGGCGGUCAGCUGAUCGUCGCUGACUCGUACUUGGGGCUGCACAGUGUCGACCCCGAAACCGGAGAGAAGACGCUGCUGCUGGCCAACUCACAGGGUGCUGACGGCGUCCCCUUCGCCUUCCUGAACGGUUUGGAGAUUUCCCCCAAAACUGGCAUCAUUUAUUUCACCGACUCGUCGAGCCGCUGGGGACGCAGACACGUCAAACUGGAGGUGAUCGAGCUGAACAGCCUCGGGCGUCUUCUGUCCUUCGACCCGGAGACGAGGAGCCUGAAGGUCCUGCUGGACUCGCUCUACAUGCCCAACGGCAUCGUGCUGUCGCCUGACGAACGCUUCCUGUUGGUGGCCGAGACCAGCAUCGGACGCAUCCUCAGGUUCUGGCUGACAGGUCCUCAGGCCGGUUCUAAGGAGAUCCUCAUGGACAACAUGAUCGGUUACCCUGACAACAUCCGCCUUAGUGACCACGGGACUUUCCUUGUUGGCAUAACAACGCCACGGUUCAGGAAGGUCACGCCUCCGUUCCUCGACCUGAUCGCUCCGUACCCGGCGGUCAAACGCUUCCUGGCCAAGGUGGUUCCUCUGGGCUGGUACAACCUGCUGCUGCCGCGCUACGCUCUGGUCCUGGAGCUCAGCCUGGACGGGGAGCUGGUGGGAACGCUGCAGGACCCUGAGGGACGCCUGACCUGGGCCAUCAGCGACGUGUUCCAGCACCGAGGGAGGACCUACCUGGGCAGCACAGACCUGCCCUUCCUGCCCGUCCUGGAGGAGGAGACCAGCUGAUGGAGGAGCGGACACUAAACAUAGGAUCAUUCUGGUUUUACCUCUGGAACGUUUAAACAGCAGCUACAAGGAAGGAAACACUGUGGCCAUUCUGGAUUUUACAUUUUUAAGGUUUUUAUUGGACGUCUGGAGCAACAUGUGGAUAUUACCUGGCUCAAACCUGGAUGUUUUGGUUUCAGGUCACUUACUGAUGACCUGAGAGGUGAACUGAGUCUUUAUAAACCAGUUAAACCUCCUGUAAGAACAGAAACAAACUUACAUCUGCUAAAACAACUUUUUUUAGAAUAAAAAGGACGCAGUUCUUAGUGCAAAAAAACAUAAAAUUUGCCAGAAACUGUGAGCUAAAACAUUAUUAUAUAAGCAAAAUACUGCACAAUGAAAUCAUUUAUUUCUACAGUCAUGGAAAAAAAUAUUAGACCAGCCUUGUUUUCUUCAGUUUAUUGUUCAUUUUAAUGCCUGAUACAACUAAAGGUACAUUUGUUUGGAUAAAUAUAAUGAUAACAACAAAAAUAGCUGAUAAGAGUUUAAUUUGAGAGCUGAUAUCUAGACAUUUAACAUGGUUUAUCAAGAAAUAAGGUUAUUAUCAGCUCUUAAAUUGAACUUUUAUGAGCUAUUUUUGUUGUUACUAUUAUUUUUGUGCAAACAAAUGUACCUUUAGUUGUACCAGGCAUUAAAAUGGAUGAGAAAUUGAAGAAUAAGGGUGGUCUAAUAGUUUUUUCCAUGACUGUAUAUGUGUAUAUAUUAGUUAAUUAAAGGAGUAUUCCAUCCGUUAUUCAUUGCACUGGAUGUCUGCAGAAGAUGAAACACUGGAAUUGUCGGAUUAAACUUCAAUAGAGACAUUUCAAAUGUAAUUUAUCAUUUUUCAUAAACUUUGUUCUGAGCCAUUCUCGUCCCAUUCUAAUAGUUUAUUGUGUUUGUAAGUGAUGUUGGAGCUUAAAUUGACAGUCUGGACUGUUUGAAUCGUCUCCUGCAGCCUCCAUCAUGUGGACUUCCUCUGUGUCGGAUUUUUAAUUAAGCUUGGAAAUUAUAAUUACAGAACCUCUGGAAUAAACUGUGAGAAUGUGAACUGUUAAUACUAUAUUGCAAAGUUAAAUUUUAAAAUAAAUAUUUUAUAUAAAAAUGA